AUGAUGGCGUAUAUGAACCCGGGGCCCCACUACUCGGUCAAUGCCUUGGCCCUGAGUGGUCCCAGUGUGGAUCUGAUGCACCAAGCUGUGUCCUACCCAAGCGCCCCCAGAAAGCAGCGGCGGGAGCGGACCACCUUCACCCGGAGCCAGCUGGAGGAGCUGGAGGCCCUGUUUGCCAAGACUCAGUACCCGGAUGUGUAUGCUCGCGAGGAGGUGGCUCUGAAGAUCAACCUGCCCGAGUCCCGGGUUCAGGUUUGGUUCAAGAACCGCAGGGCCAAAUGCCGCCAGCAGCGUCAGCAACAGAAGCAGCAGCCGCAGCCCCCUGGGGCACAAACCAAGGCUCGUCCGGCCAAGCGGAAGGCAGGCAUGUCGCCAAGAUCCUCCUCGGACGUCUGUCCAGAUCCCCUGGGCAUCUCAGACUCCUACAGCCCCCCUCUCCCCGGCCCCUCGGUCUCCCCCACCUCGGCCGUGGCCACGGUGUCCAUCUGGAGUCCCGCCUCGGAGUCCCCUCUGCCCGAGGCCCAGCGGGCGGGGCUGGUGGCGGCCGGGCCCCCUCUGACCUCCGCGCCCUACGCCAUGACCUACACCCCCGCCUCUGCUUUCUGCUCUUCCCCCUCGGCCUACGGGUCUCCGAGCUCCUAUUUCAGUGGCCUGGAUCCCUAUCUUUCCCCCAUGGUGCCCCAGCUGGGGGGCCCGGCCCUCAGCCCCCUCUCCGGCCCCUCCGUGGGCCCCUCCCUGGCCCAGUCCCCCACCUCCCUGUCGGGCCAGAGCUACGGUCCCUACAGCCCCGUGGACAGCUUGGAAUUCAGGGACCCCACAGGCACCUGGAAAUUCACCUACAACCCCACGGACCCCUUGGACUACAAGGAUCAGAGUGCCUGGAAGUUUCAGAUCUUGUAG
Messenger RNA from Lynx canadensis (Canada lynx), 900 nucleotides. It is a transcript of the gene CRX, whose product is annotated as cone-rod homeobox. The transcript has 3 exons. Gene Ontology annotation, cellular component: nucleus. Lineage: Eukaryota; Metazoa; Chordata; Mammalia; Carnivora; Felidae. Gene Ontology annotation, molecular function: DNA-binding transcription factor activity, RNA polymerase II-specific; RNA polymerase II cis-regulatory region sequence-specific DNA binding. Gene Ontology annotation, biological process: multicellular organism development; regulation of transcription by RNA polymerase II. The record is from RefSeq and is a predicted model, not a curated record. The coding region runs from base 1 to 900 and encodes 299 amino acids.